AUGCUCCGUCGCUGUUUGGAUGAUUUCCGGGGCUUCUUGCCCGCUCGGUACCGGUAUGCACACACACAGCCGACGCCUCACCAUCACGUCCAUCAUGCACCCCUGCCAUCGCCGCAGUCUCGACAGGCCAAGAAGCGGCUACAACGGCAGUUCGCCAAGAUUCGCGAGUUCAUGUACAUCGCGGUGUAUGUGGUCCAGCUUCUGUACUACCUAUGGAGCAUCCCAUUUCGAUUGGGGUUUAUCUUCGAUCCUUACGACCAUGCGAGCGAUGUAGCUUACGCCGACAUUGUGUGGCCAUACCUUGUCCUCGACAUUGCUGCCGACUCAUUUGGAGCAGUGAACUUUUACUACUUUGUUCAAGCGCAAAGAAUGCAAUCGCCGUCCAAACGAGGAGGUUCUGAAACGAGCAAGACGUGGCGCAACUCGACUAGCUCCCACCACGCCCCGCGACUCGGUGGUGGCAACGUUGCAGGUGGAACGACCAGUAGCUCGCUGGUUCGGCCACACAAGACUGGUCGUCGAAGCACUUCUAUUGACUCAAGAAACGCCACGGUGUCGUUCCGGCACUUGCACUUUAUCACGAGCAUCUCGGCCAGGACGCUGGCCUACAUUCCAUCCUUUCAGUUGCUCCUGGAAGGGAUUGCCCUCCUACCGAUGGACGUUGUCGCGUACUAUGUCGGUGGAGUGAAUGCCGUCCACGUAUCCCGGCUGCCCAAGUUGCUGCGUCUGAUCAAUCUCGGUCGCGUCGUUAGCGCAUUCAAAACGUACCUGGCCACGCACAAUCUGCUUGUGCAACUGCACAACAUCGCCAAGGGAUUCUUGGUCACCAUGGCUCUAUUCAACUUGAUCGUGUUUCACUGGAUCGGGUGCGGCUACAUGUUGGCGGCCCACCUCGAGUGCGGUCGAUACCUCGACCUCUGUGAGCCAUCCGAUGGUUCGAACGCUUCUCAUCAACGUCGACUGUCUGGCGCGGUGGCGACUGUCACUGGCAAGACGUGCUGGGCAAUUGAAAAACAACUGGGCGACCUCAACUUGUUUGCGCAGUACGUUCGCACGAUGCUCAUCGUGACGUACGGUGACGCCACGUCGUACUCGUUUGCCGAGCGGUGCAUGUCGAUUUGCAUUCAAGUCGCACGGGCUCUCAUGAGCUGUGCACUCAUCGGCGGAUUCGAGUUGGUCCAUGGCCAUCAAAACACGAGCCGAUCGGCGUACAUCGCUCUCGUCGAAGAUGCGCGCGAGUACUCCAAGUCGCGCAACCUACCCAUGCAUUUACGUAACAAGGUGCUGGGGUAUUUUGACUACUUUUGGCGCGUCCAGCUCGGCAUCCUCGAAACCAACGUGAUUGCGACCCUCCCCAUCCAUUUCCAAACCCAAUGCAUCGACGUCCUCAAGGCGCAAGUCAUUGCCCGGGUACACUUCCUCGCAGACGAACGCCCGAACGUGAUCCAAAACUUGGCCACGCUCCUCACAUCCCAAGUGUACAUGCCGCUCGACUGGAUCACAAAAACGGCUCGCGUUCGAGAAAUGUCGUUCAUCUCGAGGGGCCGAGUCGUGCUGGUCGACAAGUUGGACAACAUUCAGUUUAAGCUGACCCAAGGCGACACAUUUGGUGACAUUGCGCUCUUUGUCGAGCACGGAUUUGCGUACAAGGCGCUGGCCGAAACGUUCUGUGAGCUGUAUCAGCUCAAUCGCGACGUGUUCGAGACCGUCCUCGGUGCGUUCUACACUCAAGACGGCGCGCUCGAAGCCAAGAAGGCCGCGAUGGCCGCUGCAAUUGAGCAGCGCGAGCACCAGUUGCUCAAGACGCAAAAGCUGCUAGGCCAAACAACCUCGCUGACAACGUUGCUCGCGAGCCACGACCGCAGCGCCGGCAAGUGGACGCUCCCUAACUCAAAGUUUCGUACCACGUGGUCGGCGCUGUAUUUGGCGUCGCUCGUGUAUGUCGCGGUCGAAGUCCCGUACAAGCUCAUCUUUUCCAACUCGGAAAACGUGUCAGAUUUCCUCCUCAACACGCUCAACUAUGCGUCUGCGAUGGGGAUGGAGCUCUUCCACGGCGCGCACAUCAUCCUCAUGAUGCGAUACUUUGCCUUCGAAGACAAGUCAUCCAUCGUCAAUACGGCGCCAGUCGUCGACUCGGACCUCAUCUUUGCGCGGUACAAAGAGUCGAAGGACCUUUGGUGGGACUUAGCGGCGGUCGUUCCGAUUGCGCUGGUCGGAGAUCUCAUCCCCCAGGACACGGGAGCAUUUGUGAACGUCCUUCGCGCGGGCCGAAUCCUCCGCCUGCUUCGCCUCCGAUACUUUCAGUCGGUGUUGUCCGACGUCCUCGAAGCCUACCACGUCAGCACGUCGAUGCAAACCGUCGUGUACCUGUCUAUGGGCGUGCUCUUGGUCACGCACAUCGCAGGGUGCUUUUGGUUUUUCAUUGCCGACAUGCAAGUUCCUCGCGCCGUCGUGUACGGCAUGGACUGGGUACGGAGCGACUUGACGCUCUCCAAGUGCAUGUACGACGGCGCGCACUAUGCCAACUGCACUUGGUUCCUCUACGAUGCGGUGCACUACCCCCACAACGACGAAUACCCGCGAUCUCUGUUUUGGUCGGUCAUGACGCUGACGUCCGUCGGGUACGGCGUCAUCUUUCCGUUCACGACGGCCGAAUGCGUCUACGCGUUUGUGUGGUUCUACUUGAGCGGGCUCAUCAACUUUGGCGUGAUCGGGGCGAUUUCGUCGGCGAUCGCGCAACUCAUGGCCAACGAAAACCGGACGCAGGACACGCUGCUCCUCAUCAAUCGGUUCAUGAAGUUCAAGGGCGUGAGCCCGACCGUCCAAGCCGACAUCCGACGGUAUUACAAGAAUCAAUGGGUCCGAGAGAAAGGCGUGAGCGAAGAAAUGUUUUUGUCCGUCCUUCCUGACAACGUCCAACACGAAAUCCUCACGUUUCUCCACGCGGAGACGCUGCACCACGUCAGCCUCUUUCGUGACACGGGCGACGAAUGCAAGCAAGUGAUUGCGUCCAUCAUUCGCCACGAAAGCUACCAAGCCGGCGACUAUGUCCUGCACGCCGGGGAUCUCGGGUGCGAUCUCUACAUCCUCCGGUCCGGCAACGUCGAGCUCCGGACGGCCCAGCGGACCCCCAUGCGAAUCCUGCAUCCCGGCGAUUGCUACGGCGAGUUCAAUUUUGUUCUGGAAGUGCCGUACAACGCGACCGUCCAGGUCAUGGUGUCCACCGAGCUCAGUGUCCUUCGCCGCAACGAGUUUGACCAGAUCAUCAAGUUUUUCCCCGACGAGUGGGAGUACAUUUACAACCGAGCGCUCGUCGCGCAAGCGCAUGAAGAGUCGCUGUGGGCGCGCAUGCAGGCCAACAUGCGGCGCGACAAACUCAUCAACUUGACCCAACACAGCGUAACGCUGUACGUCCAGCCUCCGCGGGAAACUGGCGUGAUUCCUCCGACCCAUCCGUUUCGACGGGCGUGGACAGUCAUCUUGGCGACUGCGAUCUUGUACAACCUGUUUCUGGUCGUGUUUCGGCUCGCGUUCCUGCAGUACCCGUCCCCCGACACGAUGAGCGCGCUGUGGACGUCGAAUCUGCUCUUUGACGGCGUCUACUUUGUCGACAUGUACCUCAACUAUUGGCACUUUACCGUCGACUUGGACGGAUUUGUACACUUGGACAUGGCCGAUUCCCGCGCCCACUACCGAAAACACAAGUUUCGGCGCGACGUGGUCGCGAGCUUGCCGCUCUACUACGUCGGCAACACGUACGUGAUGGCAUGGUGCCGCGUCCCUCGGCUCGUCCGAAGCAUGGAACUACCCGCCAUGACGACUCGACUCCAGCUCUGGAUCCAGGAACGCGUUGUCAGCGCCAAACUCUCUGCGAUUCUCCGCCUCGUCAAGCUCCUCCUGGCCUUAAUUGCGGUCGCCCACGUCACGGGCGCCAUCUACUACUUUCUAGGCGAUCCUGCCGCCCACGCCCACGACGACGUCGCGUCGAGCCACGAGUGGUUUGUGAUUGACCUGAUCAUUCGACACUACGAUGGCAACGCCGUCGUCGCGUACAUUCGGUCGUUCUACUGGGCGCUCACGACGGUCACCGCGAUGGACUACCGCGAUAUCCACCCGGCGAGCAACAUCGAAACGUAUUACACGUGCCUUGCGUGCUUUGGGGGCUUCUUCUUUGUCGGGCAGGUUAUUGGGCAACUGACAUCGAUCAUCGUGCACAUGGACAAGGAGGCGAAUGAGUUUGACGAGCGGAUUGAAAAUUUUGACGAGUACGCGCGGUCGCAGAACCUGCCGCAGUUCUUACUCGAGCGUGGCCACCAAUACUUUGAGUACCAGUUUGACUGUACGAGGGGAAUGGAGGCCGACGUGAUCUUCAGCGAGCUCCCCCACAGCUUGCGCAUGAAACUCUUUUACGACUUGUACGGCAGUCGCUUGCGCGGCAUCUCGCUCUUCUACACCAUGGAUGCAGCAACUCUUGCCAGCAUUGCCGAGCGCUUGAUUCCCGUGCUUUACCUCCCUCACGACAACAUCAUCGUCGAGGGCGGCAUCGGCGCCGCGCUGUACAUCAUGCACCAAGGCCGCGCCGAAAAGUACGUCCGGGUCAGCAACCUGGUCGUGGCAGCUGUGCACGAAGGAACCAUGUUCGGAGAGCUCGCGUUCUUCCUGCCGCAUACAACGCACGCCACGUCCGUUCGCGCCGUCACGUGCUGCGAAUUGUUGCGUUUGGAAAAAGCUGACUGGAUUGGGCUGUGGCCAUUGUCCCGCCGCCGGGCGAUCGAGGACGCGAUGCAGACGGAAUUGAGGCUCAAGCACGAGUACUUGACGUCGGCGACGAAAAACAUUCUCAAGAACCUCAUAUCGACCAAGAGAUCCAAACCACACGCCAAAGUACGCAAGCAAAUCUUGUCGAGUCUCCGCCGCAUGUCGACCUAUGGCCGCAAUCGUUUGAUCGUGUUCAAGGAGCUCGCGGCCACGUCGAUCGCGAUGGCGCCGAUCCGUGACAAGCUGCGUCCCCGACAGCCCAAGGCCAAGAACAGCUCGUCGCGGAUCCAUCCCGUUCGAAGCGACGACGAGAGCACGGGUCCCGUGAUCAAGCCCAUGAAGAAGCCCAAGCCCCAGCGUACGAUCAAAUCGAGUUUCAAGCGCGAGAGUCCCAACACCGUCAAGCGCAUGCGAAACAGGUUGAACAGCGUCCAGCUCGUCUACGCCUCGGAUUCUGCCCAGUCGACUCGGUCGAGCCGUUCGGUCAAUGAACGAAGCAGCAACAAUUCGUCGCUGCCACCUGCUUACCCGGGUGAAGACCUCAAAGACGAAGACGUGGCCGACGUCGAAGUCCUGGACGAGACAGACGAUCACUUUCAACACUUGAACUUGCUGCGUCGGGCGUCCAUAGGAUCGGUGACCCCCCACGGCGCGCCAGACUUGGUCGAGAUGGCGUCGAUUUGGGGUGAUUUGCGAUUGCCCACGGCGUGGACGCGGCCCCAUUCGUUUUUUCGCAAGUCGUGGGACAUGGUCAUGCUGGCGGUCGUCAUGUACUACAGCGUGGCGAUCCCCAUGCGCGCGUGUUUCAUUGUCCCGGACUUGAUGGGGGCGGCAGCAACGAACGCCAUCGUUCCUCUUUGGCUCGGCGUCGAGUUUGCCGUCGACGGGAUCUCGCUGGUCGACGUUUACUUUCGGUUCAACUACUUUUGCCAAGUCAUUGGCGGUGAAGUGUCGUCGGACCUGCGCCUGAUUCGGCACCACUACCGCACCAAAGGCAACUUGUGGUGCGACAUCGCUGCAUCGUUGCCGCUCGAGUUGAUCGCCAUUGCUCUCCACGGCCCGUCGCACGACGUGUCCAUCUGGCGGGUCAACAAGCUCCUGCGGCUCGUCCACGUCGGGUCGCUCAGCGCCAAGACCCGCGACACGAUCACAUUGCGCUUCAAGUCGGUGGCGUGGCUGCCGCAGCUCUGGUCUUUCUGCGACAUCUUUGCCGUCUUUCUCGUCGUGGGGCAUUGGGUCGCAUGCUUGUGGUUUUACGUGUCGGUGGCGAGUGGAGAUGCGAGCAGCGGCUUUUACGCCCACCUGCCCGAGGCGUUUGUGUCGCCGCACGCGUACACGUCUGUGGACACCCUUCAGUCGGCGUACGUCAAGUCGUUCUACUACGCGAUGACGUCGCUGUCGAGCAUCACAUUCGGCGACAUCUUUCCCACGUCGCUCGCCCAAACCAUCGCCACGAUCUUUAUCAUUUUCGUCUCGCUCACGGCGUACGGCGUCCUCACGGGCGGGUUCUCUGAGAUGUUUGAGGUCGAAUUCAAGAACCGGUUCAAGUUUGAAGAGCAGACGAGCACCGUGUCCAUGUUCCUCAUGCAUCGGCAAUUCCCGCGCCACUUGACGAUCCAAAUCCUCGAGUACUUUCGUAACAUGUGGGAACACUCGGAGGGCGUCGUCGAGGCGCAGGCGCUCGCACCGCUCUCGAGCGCGCUACGGGAAGACAUUGCUGUGUACGUCAAGCGCGACCUCAUCACGAAAGUGCGGCUCUUCUCCGAGUGCGACCAAGACUUUACGCGCGCGAUCGUGUCGGUGCUUCAGGCCGAAUUCUUUGUCGCCAAGGACGUGAUCAUCCGCGAGGGCGACUACGAGCGCAGCAUGUACUUCAUCCACACCGGGUUUGUGCUGGUCACGAAUGCCGCCAAGAGCUACGAAGUGAUCAAACAAAAAGGCGAAUACUUUGGCGAGAUGUCGCUGCUGCACAACACGCCGCGGUCCGGCAGCUGCAGCGCCAUCUCCAACUGCGACAUGUUUAUCUUGGACCACGACUCGUACGAGUACGUGCUCGAGCGGUUCCCGCAUUACCGCGCGCGAAAUCUGCGCAAUUGGUGUGCAGCAGCCGUGAACCCGUUGAUGCAGCUCAAGGACGUCAGUGCGUCCAAGCCAGGGACUCCGUUUACCCACCACGAAACGACGGACGAUACCGUCGACGUGGCUCCGGACGGAGACUUCCAUCAGAGCGUGAUCCGCGAUUUGGGUGGUGGGGCGGCAGCCUUGCAGCUCCAAUCGAUCUCUGACCACGAGCAGCCAGCAAACGAACCACCUGAAGCGGAUGCGACGCUGUCUGAUACGUCCCCUCCGUUUGAUGUCGACUUGUUGAAGCGCACGUCGCAACUCCUCACGCGUGAUUCACUUCUCCACUCGUUGCACUCUCGUACGCUCCAUCCUGCAUCGUCGGUCCAUCGCGACGGGAUCGGACCCAUGCACGUACCCUCGGCCAUGUCGAGACAAUCCACGGCGUCCAAACUGCGAGAAACUUCUUCUCACGCGCGAGACCUGCGCCACCAGCUCGCCGUGCCCAAGUCAUCGCUCAAUCUAAACGCAAAUGCUGUCCUAGCCUCCAUUAAGGCGCCGACGGCGGGUGUGGACCAUCCGAUGUCGGAGGACGCGACCGACGCUGGAAACGCCGUCACCGCCCUCGUCGAACAUGACGUAGCGUACGAUAGAACGUUGUCCAGCACGUUUUCGCGACGAGAAGCACGGUCGCAACCGACCAUGGACUCGGCUGCAAUGCGACGAGUCUCUGCCGUGUGGGACGAUGUCCAAGCAAGUCCACGAUUCAUGCAGCACCAGCGCGCGCAUUCGUUGUUUCACGUCGGUGGGAUCGCGGGCGUCGAGCCCCUUGCCAGUCAUGCUGGUGCUGUGGUCAUCACGAAUGAAAUGGCCGCGAAUGCCGCCAAGAUCGCCGCUUCCAGCAUUCUGCGGAGUCGCGCUGUGCAUACCGCCGCCGCGUCGUCGUCGCUGGACGGAAUGGCGCGGCGUUUGAGUAUUGAACAUGUUGCCCGGACAACCCCUCGGUGA
This is a messenger RNA of Aphanomyces invadans, 7827 nucleotides long. RefSeq lists its product as hypothetical. Gene Ontology annotation, biological process: monoatomic ion transport; transmembrane transport. The transcript is spliced from 11 exons. Bases 1 to 7827 code for a protein of 2608 amino acids. The record is from RefSeq and is a predicted model, not a curated record. Lineage: Eukaryota; Oomycota; Saprolegniomycetes; Saprolegniales; Verrucalvaceae. Gene Ontology annotation, cellular component: membrane. Gene Ontology annotation, molecular function: protein-containing complex binding; monoatomic ion channel activity.